Adineta ricciae is the source of this 210-nucleotide messenger RNA. The record is from the annotation of a GenBank genome assembly. Lineage: Eukaryota; Metazoa; Rotifera; Eurotatoria; Adinetida; Adinetidae.
AUGACACUUGCAGUUUCGGUAUGGAUACCACAAAGAUCGAGUUUCGACAACGACUCUUUACGGUUUCCACUUUGCAUAUUAAAUAAAGUCGUCAAACAUUAUAUGUUCUAUCCAACUGCCAUUGCUCAUCACUCAUCAGAAAAAUACGACAUAACCGCUCUAUCGAAUUUCAUACACAAUUCGAAAGUUUUAUUAAUGAAAUUCAAAUGA